CUCUACUACGGACUUCCUAACUUAUUAUGACAUCUGGCCAAUGUUAGUAAGGUUGUUAGUAAGUCCUCUCUAACCAUAAUUUGUAAUAUCGUACUAGAUUUUGUGGGAGGUAGUUGGAUUGAAGACACACUUCUCUGACAAGGGCAGAUUAGGCUGAUUUUUUUUUUUUAAGUGCUGAUAUGUGUGCCUAAAUAUAACCCAGCAGCUGCUAUGUGGUUCCUUCCAUAUAUGUCUGGGCCCUUUAACCUCACAGCUCCACUACACAGCAGAUCGUAUUGUGACGCCGAGCCAUCCUCCUGGAACUGUCUCCACAAUUACUGCGUCAUCUGGAUCCAUCUGUGGUCGCGCGCCAUGCCGGGAGUGGAUACUACAACGCUAACUGAUCUGAACCCCGAAUGUCUUCUGCAUUUGUUUUCCUUCCUGGACAAGGACAGUAAGAAACGCCUGUCACAAACAUGUCACAAGUUGAUGGACAUUUUCCAGGAGCCUUCAGUAUGGAAACUGCUAAAUUUCAGCUCCCCAUCUGAACUGAACAAGAAGAAUUUUGUUUUGGGACCAGCUCUGAAAUCGUUGUCCAUUUGUUGGUAUUCCAGCCGGGUAAAAAUCUGCAACGUUGAAGACUGGGUGAAAACCACUCUCCAAAAAUCCAUGUGCAGCCACCAUCUUAAUACCGUCAGCGACUUCCUGCUCCAGGUGUCCAAGAGGUGCCCAAAUCUUCGGACGCUGACAUUGUCGGGCUGUGCCCAUGUGACCGAUGAGCCUCUCCUCCAGAUCAUGAGACAUUGCCCAGAUCUUCAAAGUCUACAGCUGGAGAACUGCUCUGGGGUAACCGAUAGACUGCUGGCCGUGGUCCCCUUGCGCUGUAGACGACUUCAUACUCUUCAUGUGAACUUCUGCAGAAACAUAACAAAGAAAGGCCUCUCACUAGUGCGACAAGGAUGUCCGGAGCUCACUCUACAGGCAGAUCGGAGUGCAGACAUGUUCACCGACAGGCUACCUAGUGAAAGCAUUCCUAUAAAGAGGAAACCAAGAAGACUCGUACUAGAUGUGGACUGGAUAGAAGCAUAGUACUUUCCUAGGUCACAAUCACCUAAAUUAGGCUUGUACUGAGAAAUACUUGGAAAGAUGUUAGUUGCCUGGCUGUGGUGCUGAUCCAAGCCUAUGGAGAGAACAGACCCAAGACAAGUAUGCAGCAAAAGUGAAAUCAGAACUCCUGAUAUGUACUGUACACGUCUGGUCCAGGUUAUGAAAGUGUUGAAUUCAAUAGUAUAGCAGGACAGCCAAGCAACUAGCAUCUUCAGAAGGAUAACUUGGCAAUGGCAGCCUUCAUAUUUUAAGCACAGGUUUCCUUUAGGCCGGAUUCACACUAGUGCGGAGCGAAUUCCAGCUCUGUUAUCUCUGCAAAACAUAAGAGCUGUUCA
Rana temporaria (common frog) is the source of this 1421-nucleotide messenger RNA. RefSeq names its product F-box and leucine rich repeat protein 22 (gene FBXL22). NCBI's taxonomy places the organism in Eukaryota, Metazoa, Chordata, Amphibia, Anura, Ranidae. The transcript has 3 exons. Gene Ontology annotation, molecular function: protein binding. The coding region runs from base 211 to 1068 and encodes 285 amino acids. The record is from RefSeq and is a predicted model, not a curated record.